Molecule: messenger RNA, 4139 nt
Organism: Chiloscyllium plagiosum (whitespotted bambooshark)
Lineage: Eukaryota; Metazoa; Chordata; Chondrichthyes; Orectolobiformes; Hemiscylliidae
Gene: nfrkb
Product: nuclear factor related to kappaB binding protein
Cellular component (GO): Ino80 complex
Molecular function (GO): protease binding
Source: RefSeq, a predicted model, not a curated record
UCUCAGCCUGAAAGUGCAGUUCACAACAGACUUGCCACAGCCCUAAGGUAGAUGAUUCCAAAGGUUCGCUGCACUGUGGGUUGAAUAAAUUGGAAUGGACUGUCUGGAUAAUAUGCUGACAGACCCUUUGGAACUGGGUUCAGCUGCUGAGGUCAAUGGUGCUGGCAUCAUGGAGGCAUGUUUACUUGGUGGAACCAGGGUCAGUCUUCCAGAGGAUCUGCUGGAGGAUCCUGAUAUCUUCUUUGAGGUGGUGAGUCGCAGCACCUGGGAUGAAGUUCUGUCUCAGUCCCAAAGGGAUCACUUGAGGAAAUUUCUUCCACAGUUCACUGAGAAAAACGUGGAGCAACAGGAUGACAUCAUUACAGGACUAUUCAAUGGAGAUAACUUCCGCUUUGGGAAUCCUUUAUACAUUGCGCAGAAGCUCUUUCGAGAUGGCUACUUUAACCCAGAGGUGGUCAAGUACAGAAAGCUGUGUAUGAAGUCACAGUAUAAGCGGUACCUGUACUCCCAGCAGCAAUACUUCCACAAGCUGCUAAAACAGAUCCUUGUCUCCAGAAAGGAGUUGCUCGAGCUGGCAAGAAAGAGUGGCCCUGACAUGACUCUGAAAAGGAAAUACCAGGCAAUUUCGAGUCAGAAGGAGCAGGAGAGGCGAGCACAGAGUCGAUACGAAAAGAUUCUGCAAGAGGUCAAAGAGGAAUGUAAAGAUAACAGCAUCUCAUCUGAUGAGGAAGAGAUGUGUUCCUGGCUUCCGGGUUCUCCAACACACCCCAUGAGUCCCAGUGUGGCGCUGCGAGCUGUACCAACCCUCUCCACGCAGGACAUGAAGACAGUCAGUAAACCUGAACUGGGAGAUGAGGAUUUGAAAAUCAUGAUAAGGAAACAUGUUGAGAAGCGAAGACUACAACCGGACCAUCCCGACCUUGCAACUGGUGACUUGACUUUCAAUGAUAUCAUCACUCGUAUGAAUGCUGGCCGACGGGGCUCACUGGCAGCUUUGCUCGAUCUUACAUUCCCAAAGAAGCGGGUGAAGGAUAAAGAGGAGAGGAAGAAAAAGAAACUCAAAGUGAUAAAAACAGAACCAGAAGAUUUAGCUGAGUCAUCAGGAGCUGAGGGAGGUACUGCAGCAGCUCCUGAGCAGCAGAUUGUCACCAGACCAGUCUCUGCUCCUGAACAGACUCUAGAUGCGACGAAGCUGACAGCAGUUCCUGGGAUCACAGGCAGUUUCUUUGGUUUGCUACAGGAGAUUUUGCUGGCAGAGGGAGAGGCAAGUUUGGCUGGGAUUGAGGAGAAAGUGCUUGAGUGGCAGAUCUCAGCUCCCAGUACGUUAAACUCUUGGUUCUCAGAUGCUUCCAACUGGUCAGAACUAGUCCAUUCUGCUGUCCGCUUCCUUUCUGGUGAAGGUGGAAUGUCAGCACUUCCUUCCAACUUUGAGCCAUAUGUGAGCUGCACAGAGCGAGGCCAGCAGUGGAAGUGGAUUGGUUCUGGACGGGACUCCGAGAAGGAAGUGACUACACUGUGUCAGCUGUGGUUCGAGGUGAAGGAUCAGAUAUUUCCCAAGGAAUCUGAGGAACUCCCAGACAUCAUACCUCCAACGCCCAGGAUGAGAACGGACUAUGUGGUGAGACCCAGCACCGGAGAUGAAAAGCGUGUGUUCCAAGAGCAGGAGCGCCAGCGAUAUAGUCAACCCCACAAAGCCUUCACCUUCCGCAUGCAUGGCUUUGACUCCGUUGUGGGACCUGUGAAGGGAGUAUUUGACAAGGAUCCUUCUCUCAAUAAGGCACGCGAACAUUCUCUGCUGAGAUCUGAUAGACCAGCCUAUGUCACCAUUCUAUCACUGGUACGAGAUGCAGCUGCUCGUCUUCCAAAUGGAGAGGGGACACGUGCAGAGAUCUGUGAGCUGCUGAAAGACUCCCAGUUUCUCGCUCCUGAGGUCACCAGUGCUCAGAUUAACACUGUUGUGAGUGGGGCUCUUGAUAGACUACAUUAUGAGAAAGAUCCCUGUGUGAAGUAUGAUAUUGGGCGCAAGUUGUGGAUCUAUUUGCACCGAAACCGGAGUGAGGAGGAGUUCGAACGGAUUCACCAAGCCCAGGCUGCAGCAGCCAAAGCGAAGAAGGCAUUGCAACAGAAACCGAAGCUGACAACCAAGAUCAAGUCUUCUGCUAAGGAGAGUACAACAAAGCUCCCUGUCUCUGAGCAGUCGCUGGCAUCCCAGGUGUUGGCAGAUUCCAGCUUACCUGUAACACCUGUGACCCCUAUAACUCCGACAUUACCGGUUACUCCCACAUCACCACCGAUAUCAACUGAUGGCAACAAAGUACCAACAACUAGUGCACCAGAAUUGGUGAAAUCUGGUCAAAGUGUUUUGUUAGUGUCCUCGCCUACAAUGCCUCAGCUUGGGAACCUUUUAUCUGGAACACAAACAGGACAAUACACCGGGCCGCAGACUCCAGCUCGGAUCCUGUCGCAGUCUGUUGCUGCUCCUCUGCCCCAGGUCCGGGUAGUCUCUGCUCAGCAAGGCUUAACUUCCACUUCGCAUCAAACUUCUGUUGUACAACAAGUCCAACAACAUCAACAUCAGAUGCGGCUACCAGCAGUCACAGCAGCGGCUCACACUAAGGUACUGCCUCAGUCUAUUCUGACGGUGCCGGUGAAGGCUCAGUCUGGUGCCAGUACUGUCCACAUCCAGCAGGGCUCUGCAAAAAGCAAUCUGACAAUGGCUGGAAUCAGCACUGCUUCCAAAACCGUGUCCAGCACAUUGAACAGUACCACAUCCAGCUCCCCCAGCAUCAUCAUACAGAGUGUAGCUGGGCAAAGCAUCAUGAGACAGGUUGCUAUUGCAGGCCAACUUGGGGUGAAGACACAGUCCAGUACUGGAAUUCCACUUACAGCAACAAACAUCCGGACCAAGGGCAAAGAUGUUCUGCGAUUAGCUCCUUCCUCUAUCACCACUGACUCCAAGGGCCAGACAGUGCUUCGAAUCACGCAGGAUAUGAUGGCUACACUGACCAAAGCACCAGUUACUACCGUGAAACUCACCCCAGACUUGCUGGCAGGUAAAGGCAUUUCAGCCACUCUACACGUCACUCCUGCCAUGCAGCCAACUGACUCCAUGGUGAAGGCAUCUACCAGCACCACCUCUUCCACCACGUCCACAGUGGUCAAGGUUACACCAGACUUAAAAGUAACUGAGGCAAGCAGCACAGCCAUCCGACUGAUGCCUGCACUGGCUGUAACAGUGGCUGACCAGAAGGCGAAGGUUAGUGCUCCUCUGUCUUCAACAGAUACUAAACCAGCAGCUACCAUCAGACUAAUGCCUGGACUGGGUGUCAUUCCCAAAUCAGGACAGGCCAUUGCUGUGGCAACGUCCAGCAAACUGUUCACUGCUGCUGGUACAAUGACUUCAGCUGCAGUAACUCUGGCAACAGCAGGAUCAAAGGCAAUCACUAAAGUAACGCCAACAGCUGGACUGCCAAUCUCUAUAGGAACGGGCACUGCCACAGUGAGGCAGGUUCCUGUCAGUGCAACCAUGGUGUCCACAACACAGGCGACAAAGCUGCCUGCGACAAUCACUGUGCCUUUAUCAGUACUAAACCAACCACUUAAAGGAAAAGGAGUGAUGGCAGGACCAAUCAUCAAGGGGAAUCUCGGGGCAAAUAUCAGUGGACUUGGCAGAAACAUCAUUCUCACGACCAUGCCAGCAGGGACCAAACUAAUCACUGGGAACAAACCUGUCAGCUUUGUCACAGCACAGCAACUACAGCAGCUUCAACAACAAGGACAGGCUACACAGGUAAGGAUUCAGCACUUACCAGCUCAGCAACUUCACCAAGGAACAGUCAUCAGCUCCACCAAACCUAUUUCCACUGUUGUCGUGACAACCGCACCAUCAGUGAAGCCGUCACAGGACCAGUGAUUACUGGAACAGCAUUGUCAGACCUGAGGACCCAGAGGGUGUUAUUUAUUACCCAGAUCUUCCAUUAUAUGCUCAUUAUUUCAUGAAGUUGUUUCAUUGGCAGCUGUGCCCAAUGCUUGGGCACCUGCUCCCUUUCUCCCCUCAAUGACUCAAAGUGUCAGUGAAAAUUAAAAUGUUAAAACUAUGUCUUUACAAAUCUGUACAGUAAAUGCAAUAAAAAACAUUU